AUCCCCGACGCGUCAAUAUUCUUGACUACCAGCACUGGAUGUUGUUCAGCCUUCAUGUGGGAUGGCAUCGAGCUCAGAUAUGGCGUCCAUUGCGAUAAGCGCUAUAGGCCUUCUCUUAAUCGCAGGCUGCAGUGUUCCUGCAUCACUGCAGAUUGUGUGGAGAUUUAUGCACGGCAAAACGACAACACCAUCUCUAUACGCUCUCGACAAACCUGGCUAUGAGGAUGAAGAUGGGGAAGCUACCGACGGGACCUUGGAGGAAUUCUCAGAUCUCUGGCAGGGAUUUGCUAUAGCGGUACUAUCAGUCAUCGGGCUGGGCAUAUCGUUGGCACAGGCUAUUCUUCCAAUUACCACCGGUCAACAUGAGUUUGUGGUUCCCUUCUGGCUGCAGAUGGGGGGUUGGGGAAUCCUUUGUCUACAAACAGUCGGCUUUUUCGUUGAACCAGCACCUACGAAGCGAUACAUAUUAGGAGUAUAUGGGUUUGGGGCCGGCACAGUCGCCGCAAUCAUCCCCUGUUUGGAGGCUGCACUGUCUUGGCACGCUGGAUACGACCUGAACUAUGCGUCGCUAGGGUUAACAAUAGGGCAAGUUGGGAUUGCCUGUAUCAGGGCCUUCUUUUGCAUUCUCAUUCCCCGACGUCCAGACGUGCGCUAUGAUGGCCAGGUGGUCGACCGAGAACGUACCGUGAGUGCUUUGGAACGGCUCACCUUCAGCUGGGUCAAUGGUCUUUUGAACUAUACCAUGGCGAACAAGGGCUUGGACAUUGAUGACCUUCCGAAACUGCCAUUUACUGCCCGUUCGCAAACCCUUCAUACACGUCUUGAGCAGACCCAAGGCUCACGAGAGCUAUGGAAAUCACUUGUGCUGGCCCACAAGAACUCACUUAUCAUUCAAGCAGCACUGAGCAUUGUCGCGUGCGCGCUAAGUUUCGGUCCGCAGGUGGCUAUGUACGGAAUAUUGAAAGCUCUCGAGGGCCGCUCUUCAAUUGCCCAGGAGGUGGAUCAGGCGUGGGUCUGGGUAUUCGGACUGGCAGCAGUACUCAUUCUCGCCUCCAGCAUCGAAUCGUGGCUCUGGUGGAUCAUUUAUGCGAAGCUCUGGAUUCCGAUAUAUGAGGGGCUUUCAGCCCUCGUGUUUGCCAAAUCAAUGCGCUGCAAGGACAUAAAGCAGGUGGUAUUUAACGAGCCCGAAGGAGAGGAUCAUGACUGUGAGGACGAAGAAGAGGAGAAUAAAGGCAACAGCCAGAGUACCAUUAACCUCGCCUCGGUUGACUCGAAACGGAUUGCGGACUUCGUCAUGUUCAACUAUUUAAUACCCUCGUGUGUGAUUCGACUACUCAUCGGAGCUGCCUUCCUAGUCCAUCUCAUCGGAUGGCCAAGCCUGCUGGCAGGUGUCGCCACAGCCCUUUUGGUGGCUCCUAUAAACGCUUAUCUGACGAAAAACUAUGCCGCAGCACAAGAGGAUUACAUGAAGGCAAGCGACAAACGGAUGGGGGCUGUAGCCGAGGUUCUACAGGGCAUCCGCCAGAUCAAGUUUGCAGCGUUGGAACAGCAAUGGCAGGACCGCAUUACGGAGAAGCGCCGCGUCGAACUAGGGCUCCUGUGGAAGACGUCACUAUACACUAUUGGCAUGGUUUCUGUGUGGAUUAUGGGGCCUUUGAUGUUGUCUGCAGUUUCCCUGACUGUGUAUGCCCUGACCCACGGGGAGUUGUCGGCCUCCGUGGCGUUUACAGCUCUUUCAGUAUUCGGCUCUCUAGAGUCCGCGAUGGCAAGCUUGCCUGACUUGCUGUCAAAAGGGAUGGAGGCCAAGAUUAGCGCGGAUCGGAUCGAUCGGUAUUUAAAUUCGGCUGAAAAGACACCUCAUACAUCUGACGUCGACGAGAUCUCCUUUCACAAUGCCACGAUUGCAUGGCCAGGAGAGGAGGAUGAAGAAAGUGGGAUGGAAUGUGCCACGGACCAGCGCUUUGUUCUCCGGGAUCUCACCCUACAAUUCCCUCCUAAGAAGCUAAGUGUGAUUUCCGGGAAGACUGGGUCAGGAAAGAGUCUCCUGUUGGCCUCGAUCUUAGGAGAAUGCGAUGUCUUGGCUGGGACCGUCGCAGUGCCACAUGCUCCUUCUCCGGGGGUAAGAUACGAUGAGAGAGCCACACGCCACAAUUGGAUCAUCGAUUCAGCUGUGGCAUAUGUAGCUCAGAACCCCUGGCUGGAGAAUGCCACGAUCAAGGACAACAUUCUGUUUGGCCUUCCGUAUGACCGGUAUCGAUACCGCAAAGUACUUUUUGCGGCGGGUUUGAAGAAAGACAUCACAAUGCUGCCAGACGCUGAUCUGACUGAUAUCGGCGCAAACGGGAUCAAUCUGAGCGGUGGUCAGCGCUGGCGCAUUUCCUUUGCGCGUGCACUGUAUUCGCGGGCUGGUAUCCUAGUUAUGGAUGAUAUAUUCAGCGCACUUGACGCUGAAACUGGGCGUCAUGUUUAUGAGCAUGCUCUAACCGGAAAGCUCGGCCAAAAUAGGACCAGGAUCCUGGUCACACAUCAUCUUGGAUUGUGUCUGUCUCGCACAGAGUACUGCGUCCUCCUCUCAGAUGGGCUUAUGGUGCAUGCCGGAACUGUCGAUGAACUAGCGGCCACCCACAACCUGCUAGACCUGUUAGGACAGACAGCUGAUCCAGCAGACAUCCAUAAGGGAGACAUGGUAGAGGAGGAUUUUGCAACGCCAAUGAAGCGUGUCUCCACUGGGUCCGGCUUUUCAGUAGCAACCAGUGUCAUGGAGCCACCGAGGAAGUUUACUGAAGACGAGAAGCGUGAGAAGGGAGCUGUGUCCUUGGAAGUAUAUACGACAUAUGUGACCAAAGGAAAGUGUCUGCGCUUGUGGGUGCUGACCUUGCUGGCCUAUGCCAUUUUCAUGGCGCUUAUCGUUGGCCGAUCUUGGUGGGUAAGCGUAUGGACGGGCUCUUCGACUUCUUCGUCCCAGCCGGCAGACUCAGAAACGAUCUCGAAAAAUGCGGUGAACCAGAUUGGCAUGCAAUUUGUCGACAAAGAUUUGAUGUUCUAUCUCAGCAUCUAUGUGUGCUUUUCGGUGGCCGCAUGUGUCGUAGGGACGUUGAGGACUCUGGUUCUUGCCCUUGCUUCCGUCGAGUCUUCACGGCAACUGUUCAAUGACUUGUUGGUAGCUGUGCUGCGGUCUCCGCUGCGAUGGCUAGACACUGUGCCUCUUGGCCGGAUCCUUAACCGAUUCACAUCUGACAUGUAUAUUCUGGAUUGGAGACUCGGUUAUGAUAUUGGGCACUUUGUAUACAAGGUGUUGGAGCUUGUCGGGAUAUUAGCAGCAGGUGUAUUGGUCUCCCCGGCGCUGCUGGUGUUUGCCUGUAUCCUUCUGGUGUUGUGCCUCCAGCUGUCCAAGGUUUAUUUGACCGGAAUGCGCGAAAUCAAGCGACUCGAAAGCACCGCCAAGAGCCCUGUCCUCGAGCGGUUUGGUUCCAGCCUAGUCGGACUCACUACCAUUCGAGCCUUCAACAAGGCUGAGGUCUAUAUCCAAGAUAUGUACAGGCGUCUCGAUCGCCAUGCACAAGCGGCGUGGUACCUGUGGCUUUUGGAUCGCUGGCUAGCAUUUCGGAUGAGUAUCGCGGGCGCCGUGCUCUCUGCAAUGACCGCGGCCUUGGUGGUAUACGUGCCCAGCAUCUCUCCGGCUUUGGCAGGCUUCGCAAUGACCUUUGCCUUGCAGUACAACUAUGCCGUGUCGAUGGGUCUGCGUUUCUAUGCCAAUGUGGAGACGGAUAUGAAUGCCACUGAGCGAGUGCUCGAGUACUCUGCCAUCGAGACCGAGGAGCAAGGGGGACAUAACCCCCCGGCAGCGUGGCCGACGCGCGGGAAGGUCGAAGUCGAGGAUUUGGUCGUGGGCUACGCACCCGAUCUGCCGCCCGUAGUUGACGGGCUCAGCUUUACCAUGGAGAAUAACCAACGGGUGGGCGUGGUGGGCCGCACUGGGGCUGGGAAAUCCUCACUCACCCUGGCAUUGUUCCGCUUCCUCGAGGCCCGACAGGGCCGCAUCCUGAUUGACGGUUUGGACAUUUCGCAGAUCAAGCUCCAAGUCCUACGCAGCCGCCUUGCUAUCAUACCGCAAGACCCGGUGCUAUUUUCCGGGACCCUGCGAUCUAAUUUGGACCCUUUUCACGAGUAUACCGACCUAGAGCUCUACAACGCCCUGGAAAGGGUACAUCUGAUUUCGUUCGAGGAUACAUUGACAUUGGCAUCACAACCGGGGAGCGAGCAACUCAGCGAUAGUAGUACCUUGCCAUCAUCGUCCUCGUCUGCCUCCUCGACUAUGGAGCCGGGAAAAUCCAUCAACUUUUUCGCGUCCCUGUCCUCGGUCAUAUCCCAAGGUGGACUCAAUCUGUCGCAAGGGCAACGGCAACUUCUUUGCCUGGCGCGAGCCAUAGUCUCGCAGCCCAAGAUCAUGAUCCUGGAUGAGGCCACCUCGGCCGUAGACAUGGAGACAGAAACCUUGAUUCAGCGGUCUAUCCGGGAAGAGUUUGGACGCAAUGCCACGUCGCUGCUGGUGAUUGCCCACCGGCUCAGUACGGUUGCGGACUUUGAUCGGAUCCUCGUGAUGGAUGCUGGCAAGGCCGUGGAGUUUGGCACACCACAGGAGCUGCUCGGCAUCGAGGGAGGCGUGUUUCGAAAUCUGGUGGAAAACAGCGGCGAGAGAGCCCAUCUGGAGAGGGUUAUUAGGGGAGAUGGGGAGAACGACUCUUAAGUCAUGAGGUUUGUUUGCUGAGCACGGCGUUGGAUGGAUUUCGUGUAUACUAUUUACCGGUACAGUGUAGGUAGAUCUUCUUGCAGAGCGAGCUUGAUCCCGGGGAUACUGUACGAGAGUGAUUAUAGAGCUAUGAGCGACCCAGAAUGUAAUUGCGAUGUUCUUAAGAAAUGGCCUGGUAUGGUAUUCCCGUAAUUACCAAACCAUACCGUCGAUCCGGACCGUUGGCGGCGACCCGAUUGGGGCAAGCGCG
This is a messenger RNA of Aspergillus ibericus CBS 121593, 5000 nucleotides long. Its product is annotated as P-loop containing nucleoside triphosphate hydrolase protein. Gene Ontology annotation, biological process: transmembrane transport. NCBI's taxonomy places the organism in Eukaryota, Fungi, Ascomycota, Eurotiomycetes, Eurotiales, Aspergillaceae. The coding region runs from base 62 to 4747 and encodes 1561 amino acids. Gene Ontology annotation, molecular function: ATP binding; ATP hydrolysis activity; ABC-type transporter activity. The transcript has 3 exons. The record is from RefSeq and is a predicted model, not a curated record. Gene Ontology annotation, cellular component: membrane.